CGCGCGCGCUUGGAAAAGGACACGCACUGCAAACUGUACUGAGUUGUUCAAGUCCAUUUGAAGCGCACGGACCGUCCCGAGAAGAGAAGCUGCGAGAGUUCUCCUAGAGGAUCUAGCUUUUAACAGUGUGCUUGGGUCAAUGAGAUGUCAAUUGACUCUGGAAGUCUCUGCCAAUCAUCACUGUAUGGAGAGUGAGGCUGAGUUUAUGCUGCCGUUGAUGCCGGCCACUAGGACUCCGAGUGCCUCAUGCAAUGCCCACCUUUCACUGUCCCCCUGACUUGGUAACCAUGGAUAUCCAAGUGCAGCCCAACCUCCACUACGGGGUCAACGGAGGUCACGAGAGCACCGCUGGCAACCGUGCACGAUCCUCUGAUGAUGACACGCUGCAGUUUCUGAGUCGGGAGGAGAAAGAAUGCAUCCUUUUUUUCGAGGAGACUAUCGACUCCCUGGAGGAGUCCCUAAAGGAGGAGGAGAGGCCAGCCCAAGGCCAGGGGGCGGCUCUCUCCUCAGGUAGCAACACACCUGUGGAAGACGGAUCCAUCCCCCCCAGCCCUGUCCAGGCGUCCACACCUGUGACGGAACACCCGCACAGCCGGCGAGACAGUGACAUCAUUGACCUGGUCAACUCCACCUCAAACCACACGAUGCCAGAUUUCCAGAGUCUGGCCAUGGCUCCUGAGUCCCACUUUGAGAUGAAGGCCCGGCGAGAGCCGAUGGACAACUUCCCCUCGGAGUACCACCUCACCGCAUCCAGCGCGUCCACCGGGAACGGAGAGGACAGCGGAGGGAGCGGCGGGUACCAGCCGCCACCGGGGUCCAUCCCCACGCCCGUCCUCAUCGCCCAGAAGCUGGCGGAGCACCAGGGGGACGCCUCUGCUGGGACCACUCUGCCGUCCAUGCUGGUCAAGCGGAGGAGGAGUCUGGACUCCACCCGACCUGUUCCCGCAACGACAGGGAUGACGCUGCCAUCGUCUCCAGAAGAGGCAGUCAAGCAGGGCCCACCAACGUCGGCCAAGCCCACAAACAGAAACCCGUUGCUGGGUAACAGGGAUUUGAACCACGAAGUUGCCAUGCGAGCGCUGGACCGACGCGCGCGCAUGCCCCCGAUGGAGGGUGGGGAGCCGCCGUGCGUGCGGAACCUGCCCACGCGCAGCGUCUCGUUCCGCGACCCGACGCCGGACAAGUCGCGCAUGGAGGCGCUGUCCAAGCUCGGCCUGGUGCGGGGGCGAGCCAAAUCCAUCACUCCAACCGUGGAGCCCGGCGCCGAACCCAAACACAUAUCCCCCACCGCAACAGUCACCACCGCCGCCACCACCUCCUCCUCUGCGCCCAGGACUGAAAUCCACACCGAUUUUAACCGCUUUGGAGGGAAGUCGACCGUAGUGACCCCUUCGCCGAUGCCCCCGGCUGCUCCAGAUGCCCUGUCUUCUCCUGUGUCCCCCACCAGCGCAGACGUGGCCUCCAGGGACUUCAACAGCUACGGGGGCAAGACCAUCGUGGUGGUGCCAACAGUGGCCACCUCCAGUAGGGGGGCAGUGGACCCAGCCCCUGCCCCUGCCCCUGCCCCUGUCCCUGCCCCUGCCCCCGCCCCUGCCCCCAACUACCCCCCUCCUCUGGCUCACUUCUCCUCCCAGCCAGCCAAGACGGAUACCCCAGCCGCAGAACUCAACAGCUACGGGGGCAGGACAAAGACUAUCGUCCCUGCCUCCGCGUUGGCAAGAACGGACGUCACAGACGGUCCAGCGAGCCAGCAGCAGGACAUCCGGGCCAGCGUGCAAACCCACUCGCCCUCUCCACCAGCUACCGUCAGGGAUGCGCCCUCCAACACCUCCAACCUAGCCAAUGCUAACGCUAGCACUAGCAUGAGCGCUACUUACACCAGCACCAGCCAUUACUAUGGAGGUAAGAGUAAAGUGAUCAAUCCAGCACCACCGGUGGUGCCCAAGGUGGACCCCCACCAGCCUGAAGCCCAGGCGGCAGUCCAAGACAACAGGACCAGAGCCAGACCAGAAGUUAUGGUGAGCCGGGAGAACAGCUUUGGCAGCCGCACCCGCGUGGUGGUGCCGGGUCGGGGUGGUGGGGGUGGUGGUGCGCGGGGCAAGUCGGCCACCCUCCCCCCGACGACGGCGCCCAAGCCGCCCAGCCCUCACCGAGCACAGCCCCCGAGGCUGCCGUCGCCGAGCAGGGUCACCAGCAAGCCGUCAUUCCGCUCGCAGGGCAUCACCGUCCAGUUCUCCGGCCGCGGCGCCACCGACGACUCCAGACGCGAGGCGCUCCGCAAGCUGGGUCUGCUCAAGAAUGCGUCAUUACUGUGAGACACACACACACACACGCUAUCUCUCUCUCUCAGACACCUGUGUGUGUGUGUAAGAGUAAAUUGUGUGCACCACAACAGUUACAACAGCAGGACAAUAAAAGGACACUGAACUAAAAGAACACUAAAAGAACUUCUAAGCACAGAAUUAGAACACUAAGGACACUGGGACUGUUGGUAUCCCAUCACCUGGAAAGCGCUUGACGUCAGCAGUGGCGGUAGAGAAGGUAGGCAGGCGUCAUCUCAGGUGAAACACCUGUACCCCAAACAGAUGGUCUUAUUACGUCUCCAUCUUCCUUUGGAUAUUUAUAACUUCAGUCUGUGUGUCUAUGUCUGUGCUGGGUUUCGCCUACCCAAACACCUGACUCCUGGAAUCCGUCCACUAUUCUGCCCAAGCCAAGAUGGCUUGCACUCAUUGGAUCCAAAAUGGCAAACACUGUUUGGAUCCAAAAUGGCAGCACA
Alosa sapidissima (American shad) is the source of this 2776-nucleotide messenger RNA. Its product is annotated as proline and serine-rich protein 2. Bases 252 to 2315 code for a protein of 687 amino acids. The transcript has 4 exons. The record is from RefSeq and is a predicted model, not a curated record. Lineage: Eukaryota; Metazoa; Chordata; Actinopteri; Clupeiformes; Clupeidae.